UCUAUCGUAGUAUAACCUUACCGUAAAUAGAUCAGUCAUAUGUUCAUGUGUAAGAAUGCGAUGUAUUCUUUCAUUCAUAAAUAAUCUUUACGCACUACUACAUACGCUUAUUGCUUUUGACAAUUUGGUUAGAUUAAAUGGGAAUGAUACGUUUGUAUCAUAAGAGAAUUCCUAUAAUCGCAACAAAUUAUAAAUAAGUUUUCCGCCGUCUGAAAGACAUGUGAAUAGAAUAAUGUUUAUUUACUGCACAUCAUAUAGUAUAGCUCGAGAAAAAUGUCUGCAAUUAUAGAUGAUAAAGUUGUUGCAGGUGCGAAGAAUUCAAAUACGAUUAAAGAAGACCCAAUUGUAGCGUUAACGGAAAAAGUGAAAGCCUUGUAUCUCUUUCGAGAUCGCUACUUUGAAACACAUUCUAUCAAUGAAGCGAUAAAGAAAAAUACCGAUGUGGAAAAGGAGAUGAAAGACACGCUGAGCAAGUUUGAUGAGUGUAAUGGAUAUGAGAUAGAUGGCUCACGUGCAAAGUAUUAUUAUUUAAAAGGAAGAGCACUAAAUGUAGUGGAUCGUUUUAUUCCACAAGCAGAGGAACUUUUAAGUAAAGCUGUGAAAUUGGAGCCUAAAUUAAUAGAAGCGUGGAAUGAAUUAGGGGAAUGUUAUUGGAAGAAUGAUGAUAUAAAACAAGCAAAGAAUUGUUUUGUUGGUGCUGUGCAACAUGGUAGAAAUAAAGUGUCUUUGCGAAAUUUAUCAAUGGUGCUUAGACAAGAACAAACUUCAUCUAUUGAACAACGGACAAAAAAUAUUCAACAGGGAGUUGAGUAUGCUAAAGAAGCUGUAAGCCUUGAUACAACUGAUGGAGUAUCUUGGGCAAUAUUAGGAAAUUCUUAUUUGUCUUCUUUCUUUACAGUAACACAAAACCCAAAUACUUUACGUUUAUGCAUGUCAGCAUAUAUGCAAGCGGAGAAAGAUAUUAUUGCGAGAAGUAAUCCGGAUUUGUUUUAUAACAAGGCAAUAGCUCUAAAAUAUCAAGAAGAAUAUAAUCUUGCAUUACAAUCAUUCGAAAAUGCAAUGACACUUGAUCCACUAUGGGAAACACCACGCAACAAAAAAGAUGAAUUACUAAAAUAUCUUAAAGAUAUUCAAAAUUCAAUUAAUAACAAUGGACAUGUAAAACCAAAACGAUUAUAUCAAUUAAUACGGGGAUUGGAUAUUAAACAUUUAGGACCAUACAAAGGUGGAUCAUACACAUCUGGAGAGAAGUCGUUAAAAUUAGAUUUAAUUUCAUUGAAAGAAUUAGCUCUUGGACUGAAUAUCGAGAAAGUUGUAUUUGGAAAAGUAGUUUGUUGGAUACAAGACUCGGAUUGUGUUCCAUUUGCUUUUUGCCUUGUGGAUGAGCAGAAAACAUGUAUUGUUGUUACUGUAUACAAUCUAGCUAAAGGCCGAGGAGUUACAGUUGGGGAUUCUGUUGGUAUACCAGAGCCUUUUGUGAUACAUCAAAAAUUCUCCUAUAUGAAUAAUGAAUUUGACUACAAAUCUAUUCGCGUCGAAACCCCAAUUGUACUUGUAGUUAAUGGAAGAAAAUUGGGUCGAGAGCAACAAGCAAGCGCAAAUUUGCAUAGUUAUAAAAUGACAGAUUAAAUUGGAUAAGCUAUUCAAUAAUAAGUUAAUUGGACAUUGGAUUACAUAAUUAGUCCUCAGUAAUAGAUGAUUUUCGAACUUAUAUUUGCUUUUGAAUAACAGUGCGAAUAGCUAACGAUGAAACUAAUCAAUACAUUUAAACAUAUACAUUUUUUAAUAUAUUACGAUAUAUAUA
Messenger RNA from Nylanderia fulva, 1804 nucleotides. RefSeq names its product tetratricopeptide repeat protein 5. The record is from RefSeq and is a predicted model, not a curated record. Lineage: Eukaryota; Metazoa; Arthropoda; Insecta; Hymenoptera; Formicidae. Gene Ontology annotation, biological process: anaphase-promoting complex-dependent catabolic process; positive regulation of mitotic metaphase/anaphase transition; protein ubiquitination. Gene Ontology annotation, cellular component: anaphase-promoting complex. Gene Ontology annotation, molecular function: protein binding.